AUGCUAACCCAUGCUGCGCCAAGAUACUAUCCGCACUAUGACGGGAGAUAUAUGCAUGAGCCCCUCGAGCUCGCCGCACAAAACGCAGGCAUCAAAGUUCUAAUGCAGACAUAUCUGGCCACCUUUCGAGAUCUCGGCGUCCAGACAUGGUUGAUGCACGGCUCUCUGCUUGGCUGGUGGUGGGGGAAAAAGGUCAUGCCGUGGGACCUGGAUGCCGAUGUCCAGGUGACCGAGGCGGACAUGUACUUCUUGGCCGCAUAUCACAACAUGACGGUUUAUUACUACCAAUACGAGAACGCACCCGAAGGUCGCUUCUUUCAGCUUGAGAUUAAUCCCUACUUUGAGCACCGUGGUCGGGAUGACGGUCUUAAUGUCAUUGAUGCUCGGUGGAUUGACAUGCAAACUGGGUUGUUUAUUGACAUUACCGCGGCGAGGUAUGAUCCUGGCCAUAUAAGAGGCGAAGGAGUCCUCUACGACAAGCACGAUCACGAGUUCAAGGACAAGUAUGUGUUCCCUUUGCUUGAUACGACAUUCGAAGGCCUCCCUGCCAAGAUCCCCUAUCGAUACAAGGAGAUACUCGCUUCCGAGUAUGGCAAAGCAUCCUUGUCAAAGACAGAGUUUCACGAUCACAGGUUUGAUCCAAAGAAGAUGGAAUGGGUUGCCAUCAACUAG
Messenger RNA from Fusarium vanettenii 77-13-4, 672 nucleotides. RefSeq lists its product as uncharacterized. Bases 1 to 672 code for a protein of 223 amino acids. The transcript is spliced from 4 exons. NCBI's taxonomy places the organism in Eukaryota, Fungi, Ascomycota, Sordariomycetes, Hypocreales, Nectriaceae. The record is from RefSeq and is a predicted model, not a curated record.